GGCCAGGAGAUGUACGCGCCGCACUCCAUCCGCCUAGAGGGGGACAUCACCUUGGGCGGCCUCUUCCCGGUCCACGCCCGGGGGCCCAGCGACGCGCCUUGCGGGGACAUCCAGGAGCAGGACGGCGUCCACCGCCUGGAGGCCAUGCUCUACGCCCUGGACCAGAUCAACAGCGACCCCGAGCUGCUGCCCAACGUCACCCUGGGCGCCCGCAUCUUGGACACCUGCUCCCGGGACACCUACGCGCUGGAGCAGUCGCUCACCUUCGUCCAGGCGCUCAUUCAGAAGGACACCUCCGACGUGCGCUGCACCAACGGCGAGCCGCCCGUCUUCGUCAAACCCGAGAAGGUGCUGGGAGUCAUUGGCGCCUCGGCCAGCUCCGUCUCCAUUAUGGUGGCCAACAUCCUCAGGCUCUUCCAGAUACCCCAAAUCAGUUAUGCUUCAACUGCACCAGAGUUAAGUGAUGACCGCCGCUACGAUUUCUUCUCACGGGUUGUUCCUCCGGAUUCCUUCCAAGCACAGGCAAUGGUGGACAUUGUGAAAGCUUUGGGAUGGAAUUAUGUUUCCACCUUGGCUUCUGAAGGCAGCUAUGGUGAAAAGGGCAUGGAAUCUUUUAUACAAAUUUCCAGAGAGUCAGGUGAUCUCUGCAUUGCCCAGUCAUUGAAAAUCCCACAGGAUCGCAAAAACAAGACCUACGAAUUUGAUAAAAUUAUCAAGCUGCUUCUAGAUACACCCAGAGCCAGGGCUAUCAUUGUCUUUGCCUACGAUGAGGAUAUAAAACAAAUCCUUGCAGCAGCAAAAAGGGCUGAUCAAGUUGGUCAUUUUCUGUGGGUGGCUUCAGAUACUUGGGGUUCCAAAAUGACUCCAGUAAUUCAACAAGAAGAUGUUGCAGAGGGAGCAAUCACCAUCCUGCCUAAGCGGGCAACCAUUGAAGGAUUUGAUACCUAUUUUACAUCCCGCACAUUGGAAAACAACAGAAGAAAUGUAUGGUUUGCAGAAUAUUGGGAAGAAAACUUCAACUGCAAGUUAACAAUUAGUGGGUCAAAAAAGGAAGACACGGAUCGUAAAUGCACUGGACAGGAAAGGAUCGGAAAAGAUUCCCACUAUGAACAGGAGGGUAGAGUGCAGUUUGUGAUUGAUGCUGUUUAUGCCAUGGCUCAUGCCCUCCAUCAGAUGAAUAAGGAUCUGUGCAGUGAUUAUUCUGGGAUCUGCCCAGAAAUGGAACAUGCAGGGGGCAAGAAGCUACUGAGAUAUAUACGCACUGUUAACUUCAAUGGUAGUGCUGGCACUCCAGUGAUGUUUAAUAAGAAUGGUGAUGCACCAGGACGUUAUGACAUCUUUCAAUAUCAAACCACAAAUACCUCCAUGCCAGGCUACCAUCUGAUAGGCCAAUGGACAGAUGACCUACAGCUCAAUAUGGAUGAAAUGCAGUGGGGCAAAGGAGUGAAGAAAACCCCUUCUUCAGUUUGCAGUCUUCCCUGUAAACCAGGAGAACGAAAAAGGAUUAUGAAAGGGAUGAGCUGCUGCUGGCAGUGUGAACUGUGUGAUGGUUACCAAUACCAGUUUGAUGAAGUGAGCUGCAAGCUGUGCUCCUACAAUCAACGACCAAAUGAGAAUCGCACUGGAUGUAGCCCUAUCCCUAUUGUAAAGUUGGAGUGGCAUUCACCCUGGGCGGUCAUCCCAGUCUUUCUGGCCAUGCUUGGAAUUAUUGCCACCAUCUUCGUCAUGGCAACCUUCAUUCGGUACAAUGAUACCCCCAUUGUGAGGGCUUCUGGAAGGGAACUUAGCUAUGUUUUAUUGACAGGAAUAUUUCUGUGUUAUAUCAUCACUUUCUUGAUGAUUGCCAAGCCAGAUGUUGCCGUGUGUUCUUUCCGGCGUAUCUUCCUGGGAUUGGGAAUGUGCAUAAGUUAUGCUGCUCUGUUGACUAAAACAAACCGUAUCUAUCGCAUAUUUGAACAGGGCAAAAAAUCAGUGACAGCACCCAGACUUAUUAGCCCAACAUCACAAUUAGCAAUCACAUCAAGUUUGAUAUCAGUACAACUUCUUGGAGUUUUCAUUUGGUUUGCUGUUGAUCCACCAAACAGUAUUAUAGAUUAUGAUGAACAUAAAUCUAUGGAACCGGAUCAAGCCAGAGGCGUCCUCAAAUGUGACAUUACGGAUCUACAAAUAAUAUGCUCUUUAGGGUAUAGCAUUCUCCUAAUGGUUACAUGCACUGUUUAUGCCAUCAAGACUCGGGGUGUCCCAGAGAAUUUUAAUGAAGCCAAACCCAUUGGAUUCACUAUGUACACUACAUGUAUAGUAUGGCUUGCCUUCAUUCCAAUAUUUUUUUGCACUUCCCAAGCAGCUGAAAAGGUCUAUGUACAAACCACCACCCUUACAAUAUCUAUGAACUUAAGUGCUUCAGUGGCCCUGGGGAUGCUUUACAUGCCGAAAGUUUACAUCAUCAUCUUCCAUCCUGAACUAAACGUCCAAAAGCGGAAACGCAGCUUCAAAGCAGUAGUGACAGCAGCCACCAUGUCUUCACGGCUAUCACACAAAACUAGUGACAGGCCCAACGGGGAAGCAAAAACAGAACUUUGUGAAAAUGUAGAUCCAAACAACUGCAUACCACCUGUAAGAAAAAGUGUUCAAAAAUCUGUUACUUGGUACACUAUUCCACCUACAGUAUAG
This is a messenger RNA of Ahaetulla prasina, 2670 nucleotides long. RefSeq names its product glutamate metabotropic receptor 7 (gene GRM7). Gene Ontology annotation, biological process: G protein-coupled glutamate receptor signaling pathway; regulation of synaptic transmission, glutamatergic. The transcript is spliced from 10 exons. Gene Ontology annotation, cellular component: membrane. The record is from RefSeq and is a predicted model, not a curated record. Lineage: Eukaryota; Metazoa; Chordata; Lepidosauria; Squamata; Colubridae. Gene Ontology annotation, molecular function: group III metabotropic glutamate receptor activity. The coding region runs from base 10 to 2670 and encodes 886 amino acids.